Solanum tuberosum (potato) is the source of this 1971-nucleotide messenger RNA. Its product is annotated as lisH domain-containing protein C1711.05-like. Gene Ontology annotation, biological process: translation. The transcript has 5 exons. The record is from RefSeq and is a predicted model, not a curated record. The coding region runs from base 86 to 1423 and encodes 445 amino acids. Gene Ontology annotation, cellular component: ribosome. Gene Ontology annotation, molecular function: structural constituent of ribosome. NCBI's taxonomy places the organism in Eukaryota, Viridiplantae, Streptophyta, Magnoliopsida, Solanales, Solanaceae.
UAAUUUAUUUUUUCUUCCCAAGUUCCCAUCGUCCCUGAAGAAACAAAAGAAGCCCUAAAACCUUAAACCUCCAAGAGGCUCAACGAUGGCGACAACCACAAAGCUUCUUCAAUUCCGCCCGAAACUCAAACACUUUUCUGAACCAAAACUAAAGUUCUUCUCUUCUUCUUCUUCUUCUUCUUCUUCUUCUUCUUCUUCUUCUUCUUCUUCUUCUUCUUCUUCUUCUUCUUCUUCUUCUUCUACAUCAAAUCCGAAUCCUGAACACACCGAAACACCUACAUCCGAGCCCAACCAAACACCUACACCUAAACCAUUCUCUUUUUCAUCUAUUGUCAAUAAUCCCCAAAACCCAUCUUCACAAGCUUCAGCUUUUGACGAAGUAAGAAAAAGCCUUGCAGGAUUCCGUAGCCGUUCUGGUUCAGCACCAUCACCUCAGUCAUUUCAAGAACUAUAUCAAAGAAAUGUCAAUAAUGUCAGGUCUGAAGUUCCUUACAAUGCGAAUCAGAGACCACCCCCAACUGGAAAUGUUGGGUUCAAUGCUAUUAGUGCAAGCCUGCGUAACUUAAGCGUGAAUAACAACUACAAUAACAGCCAGAAUGAGAGUAGAGGGAAGUUGUAUGAAUCGUUAUCACUUUCGCGAUAUACGGAGAGUUUUAAGUUGAGACCUGAUAUGGGUAAAGAUGUGAAAAGGUCGGGAAUGGUGAUUGGUGGGAGUGGGAAUUUGCCUGCAUCUUUUUAUCGGAAGGAGAUGAUGAGGGAUAAAGAGGGUGAUAAGGAAGGGAUGAAGAUGGAGUUAACUAGGAAUUAUAGGCAUGGUGAAUUAGGAGAGAAGUUGAAAAUGUUGAGGCCGAUAAAGAAGGAGGAGAAAGGUUGGUUUUCGUUGCAUGAGUUGAACGACAGAUUGAUGAAGGUGAGGGAAGCUGAUGAGAUUGAGAGCAAGACGAUGGUAGCUGGUGUCGUGUAUAAGGAUUUGAAAGAGUCUCUUUAUCUAAUAAGUCAGAAUGGUGAUUCAAAGCCUAAGAAGACAAUGAUUCAGAGACUUGAUGUCUUGGGGCAGCUGGGUGGUACUCCAAGCUUUAUGUUGCAUCCACCAAAAGAACACUUGGUUGAAAAGUUCUUUCACCCAGAUAACAUGUCAUCUGGGGAAAAAAUGAAACUGGAGCUACAAAAAGUUAGAGAUGAAUUUAAAAUGUCAGAGUCGGAUUGUGGAUCUGCUCGUGUUCAAGUGGCUCAACUUACAACAAAAAUAAAGCACCUAUCUUCAGUUCUUCACAAAAAAGAUAAGCACUCUCGUAAGGGUCUACAACAAAUGGUUCAAAAUAGGAAGAAGUUAUUGAAGUAUCUGCGAAGGACAGAUUGGGACUCUUACUGCCUCGUUCUUUCUAAGCUUGGCCUCCGAGACAACCCAGAUUACAAGUUCUAGACAAGCACGUAUGACAUAGUACUUGAAUGCAGUUUUUCUUGGGCAGAUUGCCGGAAGCUUAUUCCAUACUAAAACUUUUCCUCUCGUUUUGGGGUGGAGAGGCGAUGAGGGGGUCGGACUUUUGUUGUUUGGUUCACUGCCUCCCAAGGGAAGCUCAUAACUGAUCUUUGAAAGGAGAGCCAAAUGUAAGAUACCAUGUUUUUAAUUUAUUUUUAAUCUUUUUAUAACAACGGUGUCUAGAAUAACUUGCACACACCAGGACGUGUAUCUAACUCUGUGUACCGGGGGCUCAUGACAUUUUUACCUUGUGAUAGUUUGAGGAGUGAAAUUAGCAGUAAUUGGUCUUCAAGAACCACAAUAUAUUUUCCUUGUUUGAAUUGUAGUUGGAUUUUAGCAACCUAUGUUGCUCAGACUCUUCAAAAAUGUCAACAGGUGUGCUGGAUUCUCCAAAAGUAGUAUAUUUUUAGAGAAUCCGACAUGGGUGUGGCAUCAAAAGUGAAGAGUCCGCACAACUUAGGUGGCAAAUGGCAAGGUGUUGAUUGAUUAUU